Messenger RNA from Colossoma macropomum (tambaqui), 4792 nucleotides. RefSeq names its product scavenger receptor cysteine-rich type 1 protein M130-like. NCBI's taxonomy places the organism in Eukaryota, Metazoa, Chordata, Actinopteri, Characiformes, Serrasalmidae. The transcript has 24 exons. The record is from RefSeq and is a predicted model, not a curated record. The coding region runs from base 2 to 4792 and encodes 1596 amino acids. Gene Ontology annotation, cellular component: membrane.
UAUGAGUGAUGCUGCAGUGGUGUGUAGAGAGCUGGGCUGUGGAGAGGCUGUAGAUGCACUGAGUGAUGCUCACUUUGGACCAGGAUCAGGACCAAUCUGGAUGAAUUAUGUGGACUGUAGUGGAUCAGAGUCUACACUGAAGAACUGUAGAUCAUCAGGGUGGAGUGAACAUACAUGUGAUCACUCUAAAGAUGCUGGAGUCAUUUGUUCAGGAGUGAGGCUGGUUGGUGGUUCUCGCUGCUCUGGAAGAGUGGAGGUUCUUCAUGGAGAGACCUGGUCCACAGUGUGUGAUGCUGACUUUGACCAGCAGGAUGCAGAGGUUGUGUGUCGAGAGCUGGGCUGUGGGCUUCCUGUGGAGGUACUGGGAGCAGCUGCUUUUGGCAGAGGGGAGGGUCAGAUGUGGUCAGAGGAGCUUCAGUGUAGAGGCAACGAAUCUCAGAUUCACUUCUGUCCAACAUCAUCUUCACUCAAACACAACUGCUCCCAUGACAGUGAUGUGGGACUGGUGUGUGCUGCUUUGAUUAAUAAGCUGUAUUUAAAUGUUGACACUAAUCUUCUGAUAAUCUCUUUCUCUGUUUCUCUCUGUUGUACAGUCAGUGUGAGGUUGGUGGAUGGUGGCAGUCGCUGUGCUGGGAGAGUAGAGGUUCUUCAUAGAGGACAGUGGGGAACAGUGUGUAGUUUUUCCUGGGAUAUGAGUGAUGCUGCAGUGGUGUGUAGAGAGCUGGGCUGUGGAGAGGCUGUAGAUGCUCCAGUACUUGCUCAUUUUGGAAGCGGCCAUGGACCAAUCUGGAUGAAUUAUGCAGACUGUAGUGGAUCAGAGUCCACACUGAAGAACUGUAAAUCACAGGGAUGGGGGAAACAUAACUGUUAUCAUUUUAUAGAUGCUGGAGUCAUCUGCUCAGGUAAAAAGUCCAGAAUUACUGAUGGUUUCCAUCUAUGUUCUGGGAGAGUGGAGGUGCUUAAUGUGAAGACCUGGUCCACAGUGUGUGAUGCUGACUUUGACCAGCAGGAUGCAGAGGUUGUGUGUCGAGAGCUGGGCUGUGGGCUUCCUGUGGAGGUGCUGGGAGCAGCUGCUUUUGGCAGAGGGGAGGGUCAGGUGUGGUCAGAGAAGCUUCAAUGUAGAGGCAGCGAAUCUGAGAUUUCCUUCUGUCCAACAUCAUCUUCACUCAAACACAACUGCACUCAUGGCAGUGAUGUGGGACUGGUGUGUUCUGGUCACACAGGGGUUCGGCUGGUGAACAGCUCUGACUCCUGUUCUGGUCGAGUGGAGCUCCAGUACCUCAGUGAGUGGGGCACAGUGUGUGAUGCAAGCUGGGAUAUAAGAGCUGCCAGUGUCCUCUGUGGUCAGCUGAAUUGUGGGAGUGCUGUUGCUGUGUUGGGGUCAGACUGGUUUGGGGAGGGAAGUGGCCAGAUCUGGGCUGAUGUGUUUGAUUGUCAGGGGAACGAAACCCACCUGUCAAAAUGUCCCAUUUCAUCAUGGAGUCGAACUGCAUGCUCUCAUAAACAGGAUGCUGGAGUCAUCUGCAGUGGUUCCUCUCUGGCAUUUCAUGAGGGGAGAGUGCGGUUGUCUGGAGGGAUGGAGUGUGAGGGGGAGGUGGAGGUGUACUUCAGGCAGGACUGGAGGAGAGUUCUGCUGGACUCCUGGAGUGAGUCUGAGGCCUCUGUGGUCUGCAGACAGCUGGGCUGUGGCUCUGUGUUCAGCUUCUCCAGCUCCUCUCCACCCAGUCCUGAACACAGACACAUGUGUAUGACGGGUUUCAAUUGUUCUGGGAGUGAAGCUCAUCUGGGAAACUGCAGCAGCGCACAAGCAGUCAACUGCAGCUCCAGAGAACGGCUCUCAAUCACCUGCUCUGGUAAGUUUAAUUCAGCUCACAGCUCCAUCAGGCUGGUUGGUUCUGGGGGAGACUGUGCAGGAAGGCUGGAGGUUUUCCACAGCGGCUCAUGGGGGACAGUGUGUGAUGAUUUGUGGGAUAUUAAGGAUGCACAGGUGGUCUGCAGACAGCUGCAGUGUGGAGUGGCUCUCAGUGCUCCGGUACCAGCCCAGUUUGGACCAGGAACUGGACGCAUAUGGCUGAAUGAGGUGGAGUGUGAGGGGAACGAGACGUCCCUGUUGAACUGCAGAUUUCAGCAGUGUGGAGAGGAUGAAUGUGGACACAUGGAGGAUGUAGGAGUUUUGUGCUCAGAGUUUACAGAGAUCAGACUCACUGAGGGCUGUGAGGGGAAUCUGGAAGUGUUCUACAAUGGAACCUGGGGUAAUGUGUGUUCAAACGAAAUGUCUGAAGAAACAGCAAGUGUGAUUUGUCGAGAGCUGAACUGCGGAAAAUCCGGCCGUGUGUCCUGGGGCAGAACAAGAGUGGAAUCAGCUCCUAAUUGGCUGGAUCAUGUGAAAUGUAGGAAACAUGACUCCACUCUGUGGCAUUGUCUAUCUUCACCCUGGGGACAGAACAACUGUGAUAAAAACAAUGAAGUGGCUCAAUUAACCUGCUCAGGUAGGCAGCUGAGGGGAGUAAAUGGAAGCUGCUCUGGGAGGCUGGAGGUGUACCAUAAUGCUGAGUGGGGGUCUGUCUGUCAUAACCAAUGGGACACCAUGGAUGCUCAGGUGGUCUGCAGGCAGCUGGGCUGUGGGCCGGCGCUGAGUGCUGAUGGGAGUGCUGUCUUUGGUGCUGGUGAAGGGCCUAUCUGGCUGAACAGAGUGAAGUGUAGAGGGAAUGAGAUUCACCUGUGGGACUGUCCUCAUUCCCUGAAGAACCACACUGACUGCUCCCACAGGCAGCACGCCAGAGUCACUUGCACAGACAUAUCAGAACCUUCUACUAUUGCACCCAAAAGUACCACCACCACCUCCACCACCACAGUUGGUCAGCCAGAUAAGGGGACAACCACUCCAUCACCAGCUGUUCUGUUCAUCUAUCCAGUGUCUCUCCUGGUUCUGGGAGCGGUGCUCUUCCUGGCCUUAGUGCUUCUGGUUGUGCUGUUUUACCAGAACAGAGUACUCAGGAGAGUGCUCUCUAAGAGGAGGCGUAAGACUCUGACUGAGGCAGUCUAUGAGGAGAUCGACCGCAGAAACAUCACUAAAAGAAAUGACUCGAUUCAAAGAGGACGUAUCCUCUCUGAAGAACAGCAUUCAGGAUAUGAGGAUGUGGAUGAGGAGCUUCUCUCAGGUGAAUCAGCAAAAGAGGACACAGCAGAGGACUAUGAUGAUGUCAUCACUGCUGGACAGAUCUCUGAGAGUGUAGCAGAGGACGCAGCAGAGAAUUAUGAUGAUGUCAUCACUGCUGAUCAGAGCUCAGCUGUUCUAACAGAAGACAUGACAGAUAACUAUGAUGAUGCUGUUACCACUGGACCAAACUCCAACAUUAUGACAGUGGACACACCAGAGAACUAUGAUGAUGUUAUCACUGCUGGACAGGAUGUAGGAGGGGUAAAAGGGGCUCGACUGGUGAACGGCUGUGACUCCUGUUCUGGUCGAGUGGAGCUCCAGUACCUCAGUGAUUGGGGCACAGUGUGUGAUGGGAGUGGCCAGAUCUGGGCUGAUGUGUUUGAUUGUCAGGGGAACGAAACACACCUGUCAAAAUGUCCCAUUUCAUCAUGGAGUCGAACUGCAUGCUCUCAUGAACAGGAUGCUGGAGUCAUCUGCAAUGGUUCCUCUCUGGCGUUUCAUGAGGGGCGAGUGCGGUUGUCUGGAGAGAUGGAGUGUGAGGGGGAGGUGGAGGUGUACUUCAGGCAGGACUGGAGGAGAGUUCUGCUGGACUCCUGGAGUGAGUCUGAGGCCUCUGUGGUCUGCAGACAGCUGGGCUGUGGCUCUGUGUUCAGCUUCUCCAGCUCCUCUACAUCCAGUCCUGAACACAGACACAUGUGUGUGACGGGUUUCAGUUGUUCUGGGAGUGAAGCUCAUCUGGGGAACUGCAGCAGCGCACAAGCAGUCAACUGCAGCUCCAGAGAACAGCUCUCAAUCACCUGCUCUGCCAUCAGGCUGGUUGGUUCUGGGGGAGACUGUGCAGGAAGGCUGGAGGUUUUCCACAGCGGCUCAUGGGGGACAGUGUGUGAUGACUUGUGGGAUAUUGAGGAUGCUCAGGUGGUCUGCAGACAGCUGCAGUGUGGAGUGGCCCUCAGUGCUCCGGUACCAGCCUGGUUUGGACCUGGAACUGGACCCAUAUGGCUGAAUGAGGUGGAGUGUGAGGGGAACGAGACGUCCCUGUGGAACUGCAGAUUUCAGCAGUGUGGAGAGGAUGAAUGUGGACACAAGGAGGAUGUAGGAGUCGUGUGCUCAGAGUUUAAAGAGAUCAGACUCACUGAGGGCUGUGAGGGGAAUCUGGAAGUGUUCUACAAUGGAACCUGGGGUAAUGUGUGUGUUAAUGGGAUGGAUGAAGAAACAGUAAGUUUGAUCUGUCAGGAGCUGAACUGUGGAAAGUCUGGCAGUGAGAAACCUACUGAAGCAAGAGUGGAAUCAGCUCCUAACUGGCUGGAUAAUCUGAAAUGUAGAAAAUAUGACUCCACUCUGUGGCAUUGUCCAUCUUCACCCUGGGGACAAAACACCUGUAAUAAUCACAACGAGGUGGCUCACAUUACCUGCUCAGACAGGGGAAGCUCACCACCUGCUCAUCCAACAUGCUUUUUAUCUCCACACCAGCAGCAGUGCUCAAAUCACCUGCCUCUCAGGCUGAGUGGAACUGAGGGAAGCUGUUCUGGGAGGCUGGAGGUGUAUCAUAACACUGAGUGGGGGUCUGUCUGUGAUGAUCUCUGGGACAUAAGGGAUUCUCAGGUGGUCUGCAGGCAGCUGGGCCAGCACUGA